Cyphellophora europaea CBS 101466 is the source of this 581-nucleotide messenger RNA. RefSeq lists its product as uncharacterized. The transcript has a single exon. Lineage: Eukaryota; Fungi; Ascomycota; Eurotiomycetes; Chaetothyriales; Cyphellophoraceae. The annotation marks the transcript as partial. The record is from RefSeq and is a predicted model, not a curated record.
GCGAUUCUGAUAAGGACGACAACGACGACGACGACGACGACGACGACUCCUCGGACGGCGACGAUGAGCAUAACGACAAGAAGAAACGCUACUUCAACAUCUUCGCCCACGCCGCCGCUCUCCCGGCCAGUGCCUCCUCUACCUCCGUCGACCAAGCACCACGCCAGCUUAAGAAUUCCGUUAUCGCCACAACCUUGCCCACGCCAACCCUCCCUCUCAGCACCCUCAAGCCAGUCUCCACGAUCUACAAAACAAUCACAACGGUGUGGAUACCGGCCUCUGCCCCCCUCUCAUCCAGCCCGGCCAUCGCUCCUGAAGCAACCACGGCCGACCAAGCCCCUCAGCCCCUUCCCAACGCACGCGUCUUCCGACGUAGCGCACCGGACCCCAUGGUGGGCACAAUCACGCUCUUCGGCGGCCAUCUGGACUGCGUGGCGCACCAAACCCUGUGCUGGGCGUUGCCGCUGGGCCUAGGCAUCCUCGUCGGCAUGAUCCUGCUGCUGAUCUCCUGCUGCGCGUGGAAGUGUUGGCGGCGGCGACGGGCUACCGAGCCCGACGAGUAUUUGAUGGGUCACUCUUGA